ACAUUGGAUGCGAGACUUGAUUGGUAAAGAACUAUAUUUUAUUUAAAAUAUAGUUGAAACUUACCAAAUAAAAGAUGGGAAAAGGUUCCUUUCAUGACAAUCUUAAUCUUAAUACUCUAACCUUAGAGGAAGUUCAAAAGCAUAAUACUAAAAAAGACAGAUGGAUCAUCAUAGACGGUUCUGUUUAUGACGUGACAAACUUCGCUAAAAGACAUCCUGGAGGAGAGAAGAUUAUACAGGGUUAUGCUGGCCAAGAUGCAACGGAUGCUUGGACUGCAUUCCAUAUUGAUAGAUCAAUGGUUUCUAAAUAUAUGAAACCGCUUCUCGUUGGAAAACUCGAGCAUUCGACUGAAUAUAAAAAUUCAAAAAGGAAUAAAAUAGAAGAGGAUUUUCGCAAAUUGAGACAGAAAGUUGAAGAAAUGGGAUUAUUUAAGCCUAGUGUAUUGUUCUUUUCGUUUAUACUCGGUCAUAUUUUAGUCAUGGAGGCAAUUGGCAUUUUCAUAAUGUAUUAUUAUGGUACUGGAUGGUUACCCUAUGUUAUUGCUGCUAUAUUCCUUACUGCCGCUCAAGCCCAGGCUGGCUGGGCUCAGCACGAUUAUGGUCAUUUAAGUGUAUUACCUAAUAGCAAGUUAAACCAUUGGGCUCACAUAUUUGUUAUUAACUUUUUAAAGGGUGCUUCAUCCGACUGGUGGAACUAUAGACAUUUUAAUCAUCAUUCCAAACCAAAUGUUGUAAAGAAGGAUCCUGAUAUACGUCUCGAUAUGUUUUUUGUUUUGGGUAAAGUUAUUCCUAUUGAGUGGGCAAAGAAGAAGAAGGGAUUUAUGCCAUACCAGCAUCAACACAAAUACUUCUAUUUAAUUCUCCCACCUCUAUUACUUCCUUUAUAUUUCAACUACGAAAUUCCUUACUAUUUGUUGAGUCGCAAGCGUUACGGCGAUCUCUUUUGGAUGCUGACCUUUUUCUUAAGAUACGAAUUAAUAUUCUAUCCACUAUUGGGUUUCUGGGGAACUUUAGGAUUGUUUUUCUUCGUGAGAUUUAUUGAAAGUCAUUGGUUUGUAUGGACAACUCAAAUGAGUCAUAUCCCUAUGGAUGUAAAUUAUGAUCAAGACGAUGACUGGGUAACUGGUCAAUUAAAAUCAACAUGUAAUGUUGAACCGUCUCUAUUUAAUGAUUGGUUCAGUGGACAUCUAAAUUUCCAAAUUGAACAUCACUUGUUUCCAACGAUGCCAAGGCACAAUCUGAUUAAAGUGAAACCUCUUGUCAUGUCUUUAUGUAAGAAACAUAAUAUUAAAUAUCACGAGAAGACACUGUUGGAAGCUAUGGUUGACAUUCAUAAAUGUUUACGAGAGUCUGGAGAACUCUGGAUGGACUCCUACUAUCACAAGUAG
Dimorphilus gyrociliatus is the source of this 1388-nucleotide messenger RNA. Lineage: Eukaryota; Metazoa; Annelida; Polychaeta; Dinophilidae. The record is from the annotation of a GenBank genome assembly.